Diospyros lotus (date-plum) is the source of this 1497-nucleotide messenger RNA. RefSeq names its product cysteine-rich receptor-like protein kinase 44. The record is from RefSeq and is a predicted model, not a curated record. Gene Ontology annotation, biological process: protein phosphorylation. The transcript has 5 exons. NCBI's taxonomy places the organism in Eukaryota, Viridiplantae, Streptophyta, Magnoliopsida, Ericales, Ebenaceae. Gene Ontology annotation, molecular function: protein kinase activity; ATP binding. The coding region runs from base 132 to 1331 and encodes 399 amino acids.
UCUUACUAUUCGCACAGCGGCCUGAGUUUUAUAAGUUCACUUCCUUUGAGCCCUCGUCUGGCCUCUGGAACUUUCACCGCGUUGACACAAAGAGCUCAAAAGGCUUGUAGCCGCCAGGAGAUCUCAGCCUUAUGGUUGAAUUAUGGUUUGAAAAUCAUUACAUGGGGUUUCUCUCAGGCUUUUGCGGUUGCUUGGCGAAGAGACUCAAAGGCGGCGCCGGCGAAGACGACGGCGACGACGCCGGAGAGUCGUCGGACUUGUUCUUCGAGCUUCGGACGCUGCAAGUCGCCACCAAUUUUUUCUCGGACUUGAACCAGCUCGGCCACGGAGGCUUCGGCCCUGUCUACAAGGGAUUGAUGCCGAAUGGCCAAGAAGUGGCUGUAAAGAAGCUAUCACUAAAUUCAAGGCAGGGGAUGAAAGAAUUCACUAAUGAGGUGAAAUUAUUAUUGAAAAUUCAACACAAGAACUUGGUGACUUUGUUGGGAUGUUGUGUAGAAGGACCUGAAAAGAUGCUGGUAUAUGAGUAUCUUCCAAACAAGAGCCUUGACUAUGUCCUUUUUGAUAAAAAGAAGUCUUCAUCCUUGGAUUGGUCGACACGAUUUCGAAUCGUCCUAGGCAUUGCAAGAGGUCUUCUCUACUUACAUGAAGAAGCUCCGGAAAGGAUUAUCCACAGAGACAUUAAAGCUAGCAACAUCUUGCUAGACGAGCAGUUAAAUCCAAAGAUCUCAGAUUUUGGCUUGGCUAGGCUUUUCCCUGGGGAAGAUACCCAUGUAAAUACAUUUAGGAUUUCUGGUACUUAUGGCUAUAUGGCUCCUGAAUAUGCACUGCACGGAUUUCUGUCUGUGAAGACUGAUGUGUUCAGCUUUGGAGUUUUAGUUUUGGAGAUUGUGAGCGGAAGAAAGAAUCAUGGUAGGAAUCUUGGUGGAGAUAACACAGACCUCUUAAUCUAUACAUGGGGGCUGUAUCAAGCAGGGAAAACACUGGACUUGGUUGACCCAAGUCUGACAGGGUGUAAUCCUGAUGAGGCAGCAAUGUGCAUUCAGCUGGGGUUGCUAUGCUGCCAAGCAACUGUUGCAGACAGGCCUGACAUGAACUCUGUUCAUCUGAUGCUGUCCAGCGACUCAUUCACCCUGCCCCGGCCUGGAAAACCCGCGAUCCAAGGGCGCAGAGAGCGGUGGACCACUACCUCCACUUCUGCUCUCACUAGCACUAAUAACAAUGCUAGCAGCAGCAGCAUCACAGCCGCCACCAAAGCUUCUGUAGGCAGCAGCUUUAUUGAGGAUUAUUCAAGAAAUUCCAUCUCUUAUUCUUCUAUUGACGAAGGUAGAUGAGUUAGUUGUAAGAUCUCCCUCCCUCCCUCCCUUCGCAUGUUUUUUCAAAGGUUUUCUGUAAAGCCUUAUUAUUUUUCUUUCCUCGCCCGGCGGCCCAUAUUUAUGUAAUUAUUCAAGUAGAUUAAUUCUUUGGUAGUGUUUGAUUUUCAUUAUUGAUAUUUUCUUA